Messenger RNA from Carya illinoinensis, 1590 nucleotides. Its product is annotated as GDSL esterase/lipase At3g26430-like. Bases 95 to 1246 code for a protein of 383 amino acids. NCBI's taxonomy places the organism in Eukaryota, Viridiplantae, Streptophyta, Magnoliopsida, Fagales, Juglandaceae. The record is from RefSeq and is a predicted model, not a curated record. The transcript is spliced from 5 exons. Gene Ontology annotation, molecular function: hydrolase activity, acting on ester bonds.
CCAGACAAAUAUAGAAAGACAUUAGCGGUUGCAAAUUCCUCGUCUCUAUAAGUUCUUUAUGUAAUUCCUCUCUCUCUCUCUCUCUCUCUCUCUCAUGGAACCUAAAUACAUGAUUUAUGGCAUCUUUCCCCUUGUAAUGUCAAUGUUACUACUACCAAGUCCAACUGUAUCCAUAACCAAAUGCAAUUUUCCGGCCAUCUUCAACUUUGGUGACUCAAAUUCAGACACCGGCGGUUUAUCGGCAGCAUUUGGAGCAGCUCCUCCACCCAACGGAGAAACCUAUUUCCACUCUCCAGCAGGACGGUAUUCUGAUGGGCGUCUAGUAAUCGAUUUCAUUGCGGAAAGCUUAGGAUUACCUUAUCUAAGUGCUUAUCUGGACUCGGUGGGUUCAAACUUUAGCCAUGGAGCCAAUUUUGCUACUGCUGGAUCAACCAUCAGACCCCAAAACACAACCAUAUCACAAAGUGGAUAUAGCCCCAUUUCAUUGGACGUGCAGUUUGUUCAAUUCUCAGAUUUUCACAGAAGAUCCCAAGUAUUCAAAAAACAGGGAGGUAUCUUUGAGAAUUUGUUGCCAAAGGAAGAUUAUUUCUCUGAAGCUCUCUACACUUUUGACAUUGGUCAAAAUGAUCUCACUGCUGGUUACAAACUCAACAUGACCACUGAACAAGUCAAGGCAUAUAUUCCUGAUGUAUUGGGCCAGUUCUCAAAUGUCAUUAGGAAGAUUUAUGGUGAAGGGGGAAGGUCAUUUUGGAUACACAACACAGGCCCUGUGGGCUGCCUACCAUACAUUUUGGACCGCUAUCUUGUCACGGCGGCCCAGAUAGAUAAAUAUGGGUGCGCCAGUCCAUUUAAUGAGGUGGCCCAAUAUUUCAACCUCCGGUUGAAAGAAACACUAGCCCAACUCAGAAAGGAACUUCCCGAGGCCACAAUCACCUACAUUGAUGUCUACUCAGUGAAAUACACCCUCAUAACCCAAGCCCAAGAAAAUGGAUUCCAGGACCCACUGAUAGCAUGCUGCGGGCACGGUGGGAAAUACAAUUUCAAUAGGUUAAUGAAGUGUGGAGCAAAGAAGACUGUAAAUGGCAAAGAGAUUGUGAUUGCAAAAUCAUGCGAAGAUCCGACGGUUCGGAUUAAUUGGGAUGGGGUCCAUUACACUGAGGCGGCUAACAAGUGGAUAUUCCAACAAAUAGCUAAUGGCUCAUUUUCAGACCCACCAAUUUCAUUGAAAAUAUCCUGUCAUUCAUAGGAAUGGACCACUGAAAUCACUUGGAACAUUCUCUCUCUCUUUCUCUCUCUCCGUUUUAUUUAUUUGGGGUCAGGCUUAGUGAGCUUUAUCAUCUUCUCACUGCUCUUUUUCAUCUUCCAAAGAACUUUUUCACAACAGGGAGGGAGGUAACAACCUUUUAGAGAGAUUGGCCACCACAGGCCUAAAUCAUGCAAGCAUCCAUCACCCCUCCAUCUUUAUGGCUACACCCGCAUGUGAGAAUCCUCCUGUAAUGGGUCAUCUGUAGUCUUUUUCUGUUUUUGUGUCAUUUGUUACAUUUCUUUUAAUAAAUAAAUAAAUAAUGUAUCAUGACAAUGAUUUCACAA